Messenger RNA from Protopolystoma xenopodis, 399 nucleotides. NCBI's taxonomy places the organism in Eukaryota, Metazoa, Platyhelminthes, Monogenea, Polystomatidea, Polystomatidae. The record is from the annotation of a GenBank genome assembly.
AUGGAAACAGAUCGGAUUGAUGCGUUCGCAACCAUUCUCAGUCUCCACGCAGUGCUUCCCAGUUCCCACUUUCAGUCUUGCCAAGUCAUCCCGGCAGCGCAGCCAGUUCAACCGGACCAACUCCAGCCAAGUAGUCAACAAGUGUCCGUUUGCAACCCACCUCCAAACCGGUGGAUGCGACUGUGCAGAACCCAAUUCGCGGCAGGCAAGAGCAUGCGCCCGUUGGACAAUCGAGUCAAGAGUCUACUUGAAGAGCAUCUCCAAUGCUCAUCUGGGCGUGGGCUCAGACAACGUUCCGAGACGUGUAGACAUGUUGGUAGAAUAGACAGUUUGUGGUACCCUCUUCAAAGUCGUCCCGGUGGUAGGAUUAAGUUGAGCAAACGAAGUAAUUUCAAGUGA